Cricetulus griseus (Chinese hamster) is the source of this 636-nucleotide messenger RNA. Lineage: Eukaryota; Metazoa; Chordata; Mammalia; Rodentia; Cricetidae. The record is from RefSeq and is a predicted model, not a curated record.
AUGAUACUGUUCAACAAAGAUUUCAAUUACCAGGUAGGAGGUUUUGCUUUGUCCACCAUAGCAUGGAUUCUUUGCAUCACCUCCAUGGGCCUCCCGCAGUGGCGAGUAUGGUACUUGAAAGAAGCUGCGAUCUCUUACCCUAGUGUGGCCUUUGUGGGAGUGUGGAAAACCUGCCUGUACCACUAUGACAACUCGAGCAAUAUUAGAACGUGUUACCAAUACAGCUACUAUGACACAUUCAUCCCUUUGGAUAUUCGUAUUUCUCAACACCUGCUGCUGAUCACCAGCAUUUUCUGGCUGAUUGGAAAAGUGGCCACCAUUGUUGCUCUUAGAAAUGUGUACAGAGGAAGACAAGAGCAGAAUGCUACCCAUAAUGCCUUCGGCCUUUCAGCGAUUCUGAAUAUCAUUGCGAGUAGCUUUGUCUUCCUUGCUGUCUUGUGCAAUUAUUUCUCCAUUGUAAACAAGGAAGGGAUUGCCUUUCCACCCUCUUUCCAUAUGCCCCUUUAUCCACAUAAUCAGAAAGCUGGGGCUGCCAUGGGUGUGGCAUUUCUAUCGGCUGUCCUGUUUUUGUUCAGUGGCGUGAUUUUUAUUUCUUCUACGGUUCCCUUAAACAUCGUAGACUUUCCUGAUAUCUGA